CUUUCUUCUUCUUUCUUGCUCUGUUUGAAUGGCCGGUGUUGGACAUUACUGGUUACUUACACGUCGCGGUGAUAUUGACUAGCAGAGCUUCGACAUGGAAAAGGCGACAGCACAGGACAAAAGAUCACAGCUAUCAGCGCGAUGGCACGGAUAGGCGUACGCAUAGGCAUGGAAUGCACACCGCACACACCCUCUCCUUCUCAUCAAACCCCAGUCUCGGCACCCAAGACUCUGCCUCCACGCACCCCUCCCCCAGCUCCCCCUACUCUGCGCCAUUUCCGAUCCAAAGAAACCGCAGUACCGCAAUCUUAUAUCGAAUAGAAAGCGGGAUAUGUACCCUCCCACUUAGGCAGCCGCCGAAUACUCUCACGGGGGCAGUUCUGAAAGGGGGGGUGCCUCGACCCAGACCGCAGGAUCGGGUGGAUGGCUUAAUCUUGCGCUACCCUCACAGUAAAGAAGGGGAGGGGGGAGACGCACGCCAUGGGGAGGGGGCGGGGUCUCUUGUGUGUUCUGCGCUGGGUGUGGUGAUGACGUUACAUCUCACUGACGAUGCAGGACUCGCUGACGAUGCAGGACUCACUGGCAAUGCAGGACUCGCUGACGAUGCAGGACUCACUGACGAUGCAGGACUCACUGGCAAUGCAGGACUCACUGGCGAUGCAGGACUCACUGGCGAUGCAGGACUCGCUGGCGAUGCAGGACUCACUGACGUUCGUAAAGGUGCCGCGAGGCUGAGGAAAAUGUCUUGAUUAACGGGAACGCCGGUGAUGCUCGUCGAGUAUCGUACAUAU
Molecule: messenger RNA, 791 nt
Organism: Didymella exigua CBS 183.55
Lineage: Eukaryota; Fungi; Ascomycota; Dothideomycetes; Pleosporales; Didymellaceae
Exons: 1
Coding region: 174-749 (191 amino acids)
Source: RefSeq, a predicted model, not a curated record